This is a messenger RNA of Humulus lupulus (European hop), 1308 nucleotides long. RefSeq names its product putative NAC domain-containing protein 94. Gene Ontology annotation, molecular function: DNA binding. The record is from RefSeq and is a predicted model, not a curated record. The coding region runs from base 1 to 1308 and encodes 435 amino acids. Lineage: Eukaryota; Viridiplantae; Streptophyta; Magnoliopsida; Rosales; Cannabaceae. Gene Ontology annotation, biological process: regulation of DNA-templated transcription. The transcript has 3 exons.
AUGGAUCAUGAGAGAAGUGAAGGAGAUAAAUUGGAGGAAGUGAUGCUGCCUGGUUUUAGAUUUCACCCAACUGACGAGGAGCUUGUUGGGUUUUAUCUAAAGAGAAAGAUUCAACAGCGCCCUCUCUCGAUUGAGCUCAUCAAGCAACUUGACAUCUAUAAAUAUGAUCCUUGGGAUCUCCCUAAGUUGGCGAGCACCGGAGAGAAAGAGUGGUAUUUCUACUGCCCUAGGGAUAGGAAGUACAGGAACAGCACCAGACCCAACCGGGUGACCAGAGCGGGGUUUUGGAAAGCCACAGGGACCGACCGCCCCAUUUACUCGUCGGAGGGCACCAAAUGUAUUGGCUUGAAGAAAUCUCUUGUUUUCUACAAAGGCAGAGCUGCUAAGGGCGUCAAAACUGACUGGAUGAUGCAUGAGUUUCGCCUACCGACUCUCACCGAUCACUCAGUUGUGCCAUCAAAGAGAUUGGACUACAAAAAUUUCCCUGCUAAUGAUUCUUGGGCAAUAUGUAGAAUAUUCAAGAAAACCAACUCAUCAGCUCAAAGAGCUCUCUCUCAGUCUUGGGUUUCUCACUUACCAGAUCAACCAAGCUGUACUACUCAGUUUAGUUCAGAUCUGACGAGCAAUAAUAAUAUGUCACUAGUGACAAAAACUAGUUCACCGAUCCAGUUUUGUUGUACUAGUACUAAUAGAAAUGACAUACAAAACUCCUCUACCAAUACUAGUAGCACAAGUUUGACUUACCCUCCCGUUGACUUUGCUUCUUUCAAAGCCUAUCAUAACUCCAAUAUUAACAUUUCAAGCUGUGGAGAUCAAUUUUCCCCAGCUAGCUUCCUCUUUUCAGCCCCUCCAGAUAAUAUAUCUCCUUCCAUGUUACUAAACACGUCUUCGGUGCUUGGAGAUCAUAGGCAUGAUCAUUUUGGCUCUAAGGCCUCUCAUGAUCAUCAGGGUGUUGAUUUGAUCUGUGGAAUAUCACAGGACCAAUGUACUAACGAUGUUAAUGGCUUCUCAAUGGGGUUUCCAUAUGAGCUUUUUCAAGGGAAUAUUCUUGGCAACAUGGUUAGUAGUAGUACUACUACUACUAGUACAGAUCAAAGUUCAAUGGUCAAGAAUCAUGAUGAUCAAGAUCAGACGUGGGAGGCUGUUCGAUCCCUUGGUUUUAAUCCAUAUAAUAGUUUACCGUUGCCACCUUUGAAUACGGCUAUGACGGAUCCAUGGAAGCCGAGCUUGCUCUGGGACUCUUCGUCGCCAUGUCCAACUGAGACGUCAACAAAUUUUCCCAAUAGCAGUAACAAAUGCUAUACUUAG